GUCGUCUGGGACUUGGGCCUCGGUCCUGGGGACGAGCGUUGAGCGCCUGGUGUGUGUGCUGGGCGGUGCGAGGACCCGCGAGCCGGAGGGCCUGGCGAGUUCCGAAGGUCCAGCCCGCCUUAGCCCGGGAGCGCGGGGGCUGCACGUGCAAAGGUGGCGGGAGUGAUGGCGCCCCUUGGGGAAGGGAGCGAUGACCCCGUGCUGCCAGACCUGCCCCCGGGGCCCCUGCAUGCAGCCCGCGCGCGCGCCUCCUUCCCCUGGAAGGAACUGGCGCUGUUCUGGGAAGGGCCGGACAUGCUGCGCUUCAAGAAAAACAUCUUCUCGGCUCUGGAGAACGACCCCCUCUUCGCCCAUCCACCCGGCAGUCUCUCGCUGGAGAAGUACCGGGAGCUGAACUUCCUGCGCUGCAAGCGGGUCUUCGAAUACGACUUCCUCCGCGUGGAGGACUUGCUGGGGAGCCCGCAGAGGGUCCUGGCGCUGAUCCAGUGCCUGGGCAUGUACGACUGGUCCCUGGCCACCAAGUUCUUCCUGCACACGCUGACCUUUGGAUCAGCGAUCUACAACUCUGGUUCUGAAAGGCAUUUCAAAUAUCUUCCAAAGAUCUUCAAUAUGGAGAUUUUUGGAUGUUUUGCUCUGACUGAAGUGAGUCACGGGAGUAACACCAAGGCCAUGCGGACGACUGCUCACUAUGACCCCACCACUGAGGAACUCAUCAUACAUUCCCCUGAUUUCGAAGCUGCCAAGUUCUGGGUUGGCAAUAUGGGCAAGACGGCUACGCACGCGGUGGUGUUUGCUCAGCUGUACACGCCGGAGGGCCAGUGCCACGGGCUGCACCCCUUUGUCGUGCAGAUUCGGGACCCGAAGACCCUUCUUCCCAUGCCAGGGGUGAUGGUUGGCGACAUCGGAAGGAAGCUUGGACAGAACGGUCUGGACAAUGGAUUUGCCAUGUUCCACAAGGUCAGGAUUCCUCGCCAGGACCUGCUGAACCGCUCAGGAGAUAUCACCCCCGAGGGCACCUACAUCACCCAUGUUAAGGACGCCAGGCAGCACUUCAGCGAGUCCCUGGGCAGCCUGUCCUCCGGCCGGGUCGCCAUCGCGGGCAUGUCCGUCGUGAACCUAAAGCUGGCCAUAUCCAUAGCUCUGCGUUUCUCAGCCACCAGGCGUCAGUUUGGACCCACAGACAAGGAGGAAGUACCGGUGCUGGAGUAUCCGUUGCAGGUACAGCUUCCGCAGCAAUGGCGCUUACUUCCGUACCUGGCCGCGGCCUAUGCCUUGGACCACUUUUCCAAAUCGCUCUUCCUGGAUCUGGUGGAGCUUCAGCAAGGCCUUCUGGGGAAAGACCGGAGUGCCAGGCAGGCAGAGCUGGGACGCGAAAUCCACGCCUUGGCGUCGGCCGGCAAGCCCCUGGCCUCGUGGACGGCCCAGCGCGGAAUCCAGGAGUGCCGGGAGGCGUGCGGAGGACACGGCUAUCUGGCCAUGAACCGUCUGGGAGACCUCAGAGAUGACAACGACCCAAAUUGCACGUACGAAGGUGACAACAACAUCUUGUUGCAGCAGACCAGCAACUACCUGCUUGGCCUGCUGGUGCGCCGGGACCAAGGCGGUGCCCGCAUCGAGAGCCCGCUGAAGACCGUGGACUUUCUGGAAGCCUAUCCCAAUAUCCUUGGCCACAGGUUCGAGGGUUCCAGCCCUGAGGACUGCUUGGACUCCUCAGUCCCGCUGGCGGCAUAUGAGUGGUUGGUCUGUUACCUGCUCCGCGAGAGUUAUCAGAAAUUAAAUCAAGAGAAACAGUCAGGAAGCAACGACUUUGAAGCAAGAAACAACUGUCAGUCAUUGUGCUUCUCUCCAAGGAGGCUCGGUGAGAUUGGCCCAAGGGCAGCUCUGCUUCUCACUCUGGGACAGGGCUGCCUCUCGUAUCUGGAAUCCCUAGCACGAAAACAGCCGCUCUAAACGCCUCUUUACCCGGAAUCUGGUCCUGCAGUGGUCCGUGGGCCCCGUGCAUCUAUAGUGACGGGUGUCAUUUGGGAAAAACAUAGCCCAGGAAACUUCUAAAACUGGUGUCAUCCCUUCUCCUUGGACACUGGGCGAUGGAGCCUCCCCCGAGAGCCUGGGGCCACGUCUGCCCAUCACCUCCGAGGGCCCUGCCCCCUGUGCUGCGAGGGACAGCUUCACCCCCUUGAGCAGAUGCAGCCAGAGCAGAGCAGGCAUCCAGGGACCUGCUGGGCACGCCUGCCCCAGGAAGGGAGAGGAGCACACAAGGACGGGUCUUCACUGGAAAGGCUCCGACCGAGGGCGAAUAAACCCAGAUCAAACCUGUGUCUUCAAUGAAUUCAGCAGACAUCAAGGUUGGUGAAACCCUAGUUCAGUGCAGGAACCCGAGAAAGAAGGUGUGAACACAAUCCUUCCACGUGGGCUGGGGCCACGGCACCCUCGGUCACUCGGACACCGACGGCUGCGGAGUUCCUCCUUUCUCUGCAUUGUAGCCCAAGACCCCGAAGAGAUGGAGGACACAGAGGUCACCCAUUCCCACCACAUCCGAAUCCCGCAGAGCUGCCCAGAAGGUCACCACAGGUCUCGUCUGAGCCGUUCUGUGACACCGCCGUGCCCGCCGGCCUGUGCCCGGCACCUGCACACACAGACAACAGAACCCGAGUGUGUGGCUUGGUCGUUUGAGAAGGAAUUCACAUUUAGACCUUCGACUGGGAACUUGGCAACGGCACUUCAGUGAGCCUCGUGGCAGAGGACAGGAGGGGCCAGCGUACCCAGCCUGGGUCCAGCCAAGACGGGUGUCCCUGGGGAGAGCCUCAGAGCUGAGGUGUGGCCAGACGGAGCGGCCGUGAUGUGGACUGGAAGGCAGCCGCGGGGCUUGGAGGGGAAGGUGACCCGAGAGCGGGGCUGCGUUCUCCAGACCUGGUCUGGAUCACGGAGCAUUGAGAGUGAGCGCUGGGUCAUCCUGACAGCUGAGAGCGCCUCAGAGCCCUGGGCCGGACGUUCAGGGUCCUGUGGAGAUGUGGUCCCCGCCCGCAUGGUGACGGGAGCAGCAGUAGAGCAUGAGAGGGAAACUUCAGCGAAUGUUUACGUGCCCUUGGCGGGACGAGCUGCUCAAGUACGACAGGAAACUCAGAGGCUGCGGAAGAAGACAAAACUGUCAGCUCUGACUACACAUACGUUCACCCUUUCUAAAUAGCAAAAGAUACUACAAGCGAAGUCAGAAGACAGAUUCCAGUCUGGGGAAGCAUGAAACGUACGUAACCGACGGUAAGAAAGAGUUCCUACAGAUUGAGGGUCAGCCUGGCCCGGAAACCAGCCACUGGCCCGAGGUGGCAGCCACAGCAGUCGCUGACCAUGAACCAGGACCAGGGAUGUGCAGGUCAGAGGACAGUGUCUGAUGGACAAGGGCCACUCCAUGCGCUGUCAGCCGAGGGUGUGAACUAGUGUGCCCUUUGGGGGAGGUUACUGGCUGCUUUUGUGAAAAUAUAA
Messenger RNA from Mesoplodon densirostris (Blainville's beaked whale), 3480 nucleotides. It is a transcript of the gene ACOX3, whose product is annotated as acyl-CoA oxidase 3, pristanoyl. The record is from RefSeq and is a predicted model, not a curated record. Gene Ontology annotation, biological process: lipid homeostasis; fatty acid beta-oxidation using acyl-CoA oxidase. Gene Ontology annotation, cellular component: peroxisome. The transcript has 15 exons. Gene Ontology annotation, molecular function: fatty acid binding; FAD binding; pristanoyl-CoA oxidase activity. NCBI's taxonomy places the organism in Eukaryota, Metazoa, Chordata, Mammalia, Artiodactyla, Ziphiidae. Bases 166 to 1950 code for a protein of 594 amino acids.